AUGAAGCAGAACGAGAAUCUGGUGCUGAUCGGCCAGAGAACAGUACUUGUGCCUUAUAAAAAAGAACAUGUGCUUCAGUAUCAUGAAUGGAUGAAGUCACCAUUCCUGCAAGAAAUGACAGCUUCUGAACCAUUGAGUCUCGAUGAAGAAUAUGAAAUGCAACAAUCGUGGCAUGUCGAUGAAGAAAAGUGUACAUUUAUCUUACUUGCAUUACCUAAAACAUCCCCUUUGACCCUCAGUGAAAUGUCUGCUGAUGAAGUCAAAAAGAACGCAAUUAUGAUUGGAGAUGUCAAUAUAUUUCUUAACGAUCCUGAUAAUGACCCAACCUUUGGAGAAAUUGAGAUUAUGAUCGCAGAAGACGCAUAUCGUCGUAGUGGACGUGGAUUAGAAGCAUUAAAGAUGAUGAUGAGCUAUGGCAUUACUGAUCUUGGCCUAAAUACGUUCCAUGCAAAGAUUUCCUUGACCAAUCAGCCAAGCAUUGAUCUUUUUACACAAAAGCUUGGUUUCUACCAAGUUUCGCUUUCGACCGUAUUUCAAGAGACAACAUUAGAAUGGUCCUUAAACGAUGUCGCAAACGCAAUUGCAAAAUACGACGAUCCGGAUUUUGAACCAUAUGGGUCAAAGGCAACAAAGGAGCAAAGGCAUACUGUAGAAUUAAUGCAAAAGUCCUUGUUGGAUGAUUGGAAUAAAUUUGUACGGAGAGAGAAGUGGGAGUAA
Molecule: messenger RNA, 717 nt
Organism: Phycomyces blakesleeanus NRRL 1555(-)
Lineage: Eukaryota; Fungi; Mucoromycota; Mucoromycetes; Mucorales; Phycomycetaceae
Exons: 6
Coding region: 1-717 (238 amino acids)
Biological process (GO): protein acetylation
Molecular function (GO): N-acetyltransferase activity
Source: RefSeq, a predicted model, not a curated record